This is a messenger RNA of Nanorana parkeri, 2802 nucleotides long. RefSeq names its product serine/threonine-protein phosphatase 6 regulatory ankyrin repeat subunit B-like. The coding region runs from base 67 to 2661 and encodes 864 amino acids. The transcript is spliced from 25 exons. The record is from RefSeq and is a predicted model, not a curated record. NCBI's taxonomy places the organism in Eukaryota, Metazoa, Chordata, Amphibia, Anura, Dicroglossidae. Gene Ontology annotation, molecular function: protein binding.
AUCUCUUUAUUCUGGAUCGCGCUUUCUGAAAAAGUUUUACAUGCAAGCAGACCAUUUGCUUCAAGAAUGGCUGCGGUGAAACUUACAGACCAGCCUCCCCUCAUCCAAGCAAUCUUCAGUGGAGACCCUGAUGAAAUACGUAUGUUGAUUUAUAAAUCAGAAGAUGUGAAUGCUGUGGAUAAUGAAAAACGCACACCUCUCCAUGCAGCAGCAUUCUUGGGUGAUGUAGAGAUAAUUGAGCUUCUUAUAUUAUCUGGAGCUCGUGUUAAUGCUAAGGAUAACAUGUGGUUGACGCCUCUUCAUCGUGCUGUUGCUUCAGGAAGUGAGGAAGCAGUGCAGAUACUGAUAAAACAUUCUGCUGAUGUCAACGCUAGAGAUAAAAACUGGCAAACACCGUUACAUGUCGCUGCUGCGAAUAAAUCAAUGAAGUGUGCAGAAAUGAUCAUUCCAAUGCUGACCAGUGUCAAUGUUUCUGAACGAGGAGGUCGCACAGCCUUGCACCAUGCUGCUCUCAAUGGUCAUAUAGAGAUGGUCAAUCUGCUCAUUGCAAAAGGAGCAAAUAUAAAUGCCUUUGACAAAAGGGACAGAAGAGCUCUGCACUGGGCAGCAUAUAAGGGUCAUCUUGAAGUUGUCACAUCACUAAUAAAUUUUGGCGCUGAAGCUAUGUGUAAGGAUAAGAAAGGAUACACUCCUCUCCAUGCUGCUGCAUCCAGUGGGCAAGUUCACAUUGUUAAACAACUCGUUAAUCUUAAUACAGAAAUUGAUGAAGUAAAUGCUAAUGGCAACACUGCUCUGCAUAUUGCAUGUUAUAAUGGUGAAGAUAAGGUUGUGGAAGAACUCAUCAGCUAUGGAGCUAAUGUAAACAAGACAAACAACAAAGGAUUCACUCCACUACAUUUUGCUGUAGCCUCCAACCUUGGUACAAGGUGUCUUGGUCUACUUAUUAGUAACAGGGCAGAUGUUAAUAUUCAGAGUAACGAUGGUAGAAGUGCCUUACAUCUGGCUGCUGAGCAUGGAAGAUAUUCAAGAUCGCAAAAACUGAUACUAAAUGGGGCUAAUAUUGAUUUUCAAGACAAAGUUGGAAAUACUCCAUUACAUGUGGCUGCAAGAUACGGGCGGGAGUGUUUAAUAAACCUAUUUUUGUGUAGUGGAUCCAAUACAGCAAUAGGUGGUGUGCACAAUAUGUUUCCCCUGCAUUUAGCGGUUCUAUAUGGGCAUAUUGAGUGUUGUAGACAGCUCUUGUCAUCAGGUAAAAUAAAUAAUUUCAGUUCUGAAUUAAUUGUUAAACAUGUGCUCCUAGAUUUUGAAAUAAAUACACCCGAUAUUUUUGGAAGAACAUGUCUGCAUGCUGCAGCGGCAGGAGGAAAUGUUGAGUGCGUACAAGUUUUACAGCUUACUGGAGCAGAUCAGAGCAAAAAAGACAAAUGUGGUCGGACACCCUUGCAUUAUGCAUCUGUUAACUGCCACUUCCACUGUAUUGAGAUUUUGGUAAACUCUGGUGCAAAUGUGAAUGAACCAGAUGAUUGGGGCCGGACAUCUUUGCAUUAUGCUGCAGCUUCGAAUAUUGACCGCAAGAGAAUAAUCAUGGGAAGAGGACAUGAAAAUACAGAAGACUCUGAUGUAUUCUCUCCUGUAAAAGAAAAAGAAGCAGCCACGUGCUUGCAAUAUCUGCUUGAGAACAAAGCCGACCCAUCAAUUUGUGACAAAGCUGGGUACAGUGCCAUCCAUUAUGCUGCUGCCUAUGGUCACAGAGAAGGCUUGGAAUAUCUGCUAAAAAGAACUGAAGAUAUUACUGAUGUUGCAAUCCCUCCAACUACGAAAAGCCCUUUACACUUGGCGGCAUACAAUGGACAUCAUGAAGCUUUGGAAAUACUGUUUAAUACUUAUGCUGAGGUUGAUAUAAAAGAUGAAAAAGGACGAACGCCACUGGAUCUUGCUUCUUUCAAAGGGCACACAGAGUGUGUUGAAGUCCUUAUUAGUCAAGGAGCUUCCAUUACUGUGCAUGACUCAGUUACUCAAAGAACUCCACUUCAUGCUGCUGUUAUAAAUGGACAUACAUCAUGUUUACGGUUGUUACUUGAAAUGGCUGAACACACUGAAGUUGUAAAUGUGGUGAAUGAAAAGAAACAAACACCUUUGAUGCUUGCAGUAGAAUAUGGGCACAUUGAUGCUGUUUCCUUGUUACUUGAAAAAGAAGCAUCAGUAGAUACAACUGAUAUCUAUGGAUGUACCACUUUGCACAGAGGGGUAAUGACGGGCCAUGAAGAAUGCAUUCAGAUGCUACUGGAUCAGGAAGCAUCUGUUUUAUGUACAGAUCUGACGGGACGGACGCCGCUGCAUUAUGCAGCUGCUCAGGGACAUUCUACACUGCUUAGUGAACUGCUGCUGAUUGCACUUUCAGAAGGAGACUACAGUUUCAGAGACAAUUACGGGUAUACGCUUUUGCACUGGACUUCAUAUAAGGGCAAUGAAAAUUGUUUAGAGGUACUUUUGGAACAGAAGGCUUUCCGUAAUAACAGUGGAAAUCUUUUUUCGCCUCUACACUGCGCAGUAAUAAAUAAUCAUGAAAACUGUGCUGCAAUGCUCAUUGGAUCUAUAGGCGGGAACAUUGUUAACUGUAAAGACAAGAAGGGGAGGGACAUGAAAGUUGUGCUGUUUUAAUCGUUGACAAGAUAAAAGAUCAGAAUGUUAUUAACUCAGCAAACACUGCAUUACAAACGCCUCUUCAUAUAGCAAGGCAAAAUGGAUUAAAGGCUGUUAUUGAAAAACUAAUCAGUGAAGGGGCACUCGAUGAAAAUGGUA